AUGCCUGCAGAUUCUCCAGCCCCAUGGACGCUUAAGUGCGAGGCAUAUGGAAUACCAUUCCGGCUUAACCCAAAGGAGCUUCCUCCCGGCCUGUAUCAUGACCUGGACACUCCUCCUCUUGGUAAAGGAAAUGACGACUUCAGAGGUGGAUAUGUAAAAGAGAGAGAAAGUGAUAAGGUUAACACUGACAUCCUUCUAUGCAUGAUUCAGAUCGUACGAUACCAUUCCACACCCGUUGGCCCAUACGAUGAACUGCUUAUCAUACCGGGCUAUUAUGGCGUCCCAGGCGGAAAAUAUAAGGGAAGAAAGCAAUUGAGAGCAACUAGGUUCUACGUCAGUCAGAGAGAGACAACAUAUAAUGGAAGAAAGAAUUGGAACAUUCCGAAACAACUUGCACGCUUCGAAUUCUCCGCUCCUCCAGCUUCUGAAACAAACAAAGUGCCGAAGGAACUCCAAGUUAAGGUCUUUCCGUAUGGAUCAGACUCAAAGACUCCGCCUUUCUUCUCUUGCACGCUAUCGCCGCUACAGAUCCUACCAGGCUUGCCAGCAACCACGAAGCUCCUACCAAAGAAGCCUUACUUGGUGCAACCUCCUGUUGGACAAGGAAAAGGUAAAGGGGAAGAUCCCCUGCUGUAUGAGACCGAUCGGUGGUGCGGCAUUCCCAUCACUUCCAGCAGUCGUCGCAUGCGUUUGAUGAAGGUUAAGAUCGACGAGCCGCCUGAGGAGGAGCGCAAGAACGGGACCCACUGGCCUGUAGUGAAGACAUGGAGUUUUGGCCUGUGGCUUGAAGACGUGACUCUUGAGUUUCCGGUUGCCGAGGAAUUCAGGCUAUGA
This is a messenger RNA of Verruconis gallopava, 834 nucleotides long. RefSeq lists its product as uncharacterized. The coding region runs from base 1 to 834 and encodes 277 amino acids. Lineage: Eukaryota; Fungi; Ascomycota; Dothideomycetes; Venturiales; Sympoventuriaceae. The transcript is spliced from 3 exons. The record is from RefSeq and is a predicted model, not a curated record.